GAUUGCACCAGGUGGCGUUUUAACCACGCAGGGAAUUUCCUUUUACGUAGUCCUACCUAAGUAGGGAAGAUUCAUCGUUUUUGUCGAUCCACUGAAGAUACAAGUUAUGUCUUCCACCGAAAUAUUCGCCGAGCCCAUGCUCGACACAGAAGACUAUCUGCAAAAGUACAAGAAACAACUGAUUGAGCUUGAUAAGAAAGGACUGCUGCCGCAACUCAAUUUAAAACUUGGGUAUAAAGUCUACUCUAUUCGCGGAAGUGAGUUCGGAGCGCACAAGUCCAUCGUUCUCACCACAGAUGAUGAGCAUUUUGUCACUGUUGAGCUUGGUUUCAUCAAAGUCAACGGCAAAAAGCAUAUCUAUCCAGUCACACGAUCCGUUGAUAAAUCUGCGAAGGCCAAGAUGGAAUACCUUGGUAAGGUCGAAGCUACGGGCCAGGAGCUAAUUGGGAAGGCAGUAGCGGUGAUGAAGAGAUUUGGAAGCUACUUCAAGCUUUGCAACAACUGCCAAGAUUACUGCAACAUGUACACGGAGGACAUUGGAUUGAAGCACGCUCAAAAGCUCACUGACGGAGACAAAGUGGCACUGGCCGGGCUUCUCGCUGCCAUUGUGGCCUUCCUGUUCGCCGUUAUGCGUUAAAACUGCACUGGACUUCGAUGUAUUUUUUUGAUUUUCCUGACAUAUGACAUUUAGACAAGUUUGCGUCUUGCAAACUUCUUCCACACUGUACCUUAGCUGAACGGCAACACUAGAUACUUUUUCAAUUUUACAAUACUUCUUCAUUAUUUCUUCCUGCGUUACAAAGUGAAACCGAAAUACGGGAUCACGCCGGAAGCUGGUUUUCACAUGACGUCACUAAAAUUCGAACUACAAAACUA
This is a messenger RNA of Orbicella faveolata, 876 nucleotides long. RefSeq lists its product as uncharacterized. The record is from RefSeq and is a predicted model, not a curated record. NCBI's taxonomy places the organism in Eukaryota, Metazoa, Cnidaria, Anthozoa, Scleractinia, Merulinidae.